Penicillium vulpinum is the source of this 1131-nucleotide messenger RNA. Its product is annotated as aromatic ring-hydroxylating oxygenase subunit alpha. Gene Ontology annotation, molecular function: 2 iron, 2 sulfur cluster binding; iron ion binding. Lineage: Eukaryota; Fungi; Ascomycota; Eurotiomycetes; Eurotiales; Aspergillaceae. The transcript has 2 exons. The coding region runs from base 1 to 1131 and encodes 376 amino acids. The record is from RefSeq and is a predicted model, not a curated record.
AUGUCCUUCCUGAGGAACUAUUUCGGUACCUCCGCUGUUCUAGCGAAGGACGAGAAGAAGCCUAUUCGUGCUCUACCCGCUUCCUGGUACACAUCCCAAAAUAUGUACGAGCUUGAACGACGAGCUAUUUUCUCGCGGAAGUGGCUUCUUACUACACACAAACACCGAGUCCCCAACACCGGUGACUGUGUCCGUUACGAUGCCGCAGGCUACGAGUUCAUUGUCACCAAAGACAACAAUGGAAAGAUCAACGCUUUCCACAGCAACGAUCUCUUUCCCGCCCAUGUGCACAUUGAUAGAAAUGGAUUUGUCUGGGUGAAUCUGGACAAUAGCGAUGUCCCCGAAGUUGCUUGGAAAGACGACUUCGACGGUGUCGAUGAGCAGCCCCGGUUCGAGCACUAUAACUUCGAAGAAUACGUCUUCGACCACACCUGGGAUAUGGAGGGCGAAUUCAACUGGAAGAUCCUGGCUGACAACUACAAUGAGUGCUACCACUGUCGAGUCGCUCACCCCGAUAUUCCUACCAUUGCAGAUCUCAACUCCUACUAUGUCCAGACUAAGGCUGGUCAUAUCCAACACUACGGCGCCCAACGACCUGAUCAGAUUGCGAAGGGCUUCCGCAUAGCAACUACCUAUUUCUGGCCUAAUGCCUCGUUCAAUAUCUCUCCCAAUUUCUUCUUUAUGCAGCGAUUUACUCCCACCAGCCCGACGCAAUGUGUAAUGCGCUACGAAGUUUACCGGCACAAGGAUGCCACCAACGAAGCCUUCAAUCUCAUCAGCGAUAUGUACAAGCGAAUCAUGUCCGAGGAUAAGCACCUGUGCGUGAACACGCAAAAGAACCUCAACGUUGGUGUCUUUGUCAAUGGCCAACUUCAUCCGGAGAUGGAGAAAGGUCCGCUUCACUUCCAGAAGACUGUGCGUGAGGUUGUGACAGAACACCAUGCCAAGGAGGAGGCUGCGGGUCAUCAAAUUUGGCCUGCAAAGCAUAGUCUUCCUGGGGACGUUGUUGUCAGCCAGGAUCAAGAUAAUAUCGCUCUCCAUGCGGGUGUGCACAGCUACGGUGCUGAGGUUGACACUUUCAAGAAUUCCAUGGGUACCGAUCUCUCCACGGUAACGGCAAUCGCUGUGUAG